This is a messenger RNA of Dujonia railenensis, 405 nucleotides long. Lineage: Eukaryota; Fungi; Ascomycota; Pichiomycetes; Serinales; Debaryomycetaceae. The record is from the annotation of a GenBank genome assembly.
AUGUCGUAUGUAGAUACCAAUUUCGAAGUAGAAAGUGAUAGAAGAAGUACUAACAAGAUUUUCAGCGAAUUAAUAGAUAGACCGCGUUCAGAACUCACCGAGCUAGAGCUUCAAAGAUUGGAGGAGUUUGAAUUUGCCAAUGGACCAAUGUCAGUAUUACAAAAUGCUGUGAAUGACAACACACCAGUGGUGAUAUCAUGUCGUAAUAACCAUAAACUUAUAGCGAAGAUCAAAGCGUUUGACAGGCACUGUAAUAUGAUAUUAGAAAACGUAAAGGAGUUAUGGAGUGAGCCAGUGAAAAACAGUAAAGGUAAGAAGAUCAAGUCGAUUUCCAAAGAGAGAUUUGUUUCGAAAAUGUUCUUAAGAGGAGAUUCUGUAAUUAUUGUCUUGAAAGCUCAAGUAUGA